Nannizzia gypsea CBS 118893 is the source of this 1128-nucleotide messenger RNA. Its product is annotated as serine/threonine protein kinase. Gene Ontology annotation, molecular function: ATP binding; protein serine/threonine kinase activity. Gene Ontology annotation, biological process: protein phosphorylation; mitotic DNA damage checkpoint signaling. Bases 1 to 1128 code for a protein of 375 amino acids. NCBI's taxonomy places the organism in Eukaryota, Fungi, Ascomycota, Eurotiomycetes, Onygenales, Arthrodermataceae. The record is from RefSeq and is a predicted model, not a curated record. Gene Ontology annotation, cellular component: nucleus; cytoplasm. The transcript is spliced from 4 exons.
AUGUCUAAUGCUGUCUUUUCCUCUUGUCCAGUCUAUCUUCCUCAUACAAGAAGGCAUCUAGGUAGUCUCUACCGUUCAAUAAGGUGUCAUGUCUUUUCGGGUUCUAUACUACCCUCAGGCUACCUGGCUUCUGUUUACAGGCGUAAUUAUUCGAACAACUUUCCCUCUGGGGCAAAAAAACCACACAGAAUUGCAUCCACUGGAGCAGAGAUAGUCGGUGAAUCCGGCCAGCGAUACAUUAUCGAAAAGGUUCUUCAAAAGAAAGAAGUUCCCGGUACUUGCGUUUACCUUGCAAAAGAUGGGGAACAGAGAUUUAUACUAAAGAAUACCCAUGACUUCGGUUACUAUCGUGACAUUUAUCGCCGUCUUUCAACCUCACCCUGCCUUCGAUUAUUGCAUGAUACUGUGCCAAACCAGUCAAUUUUUAUCUAUGAAUACCUUAAGGAUGACCUGCUUACCUUUGCUAGAAAAGAUUUACCAAUAGUGACCACAAAGCGCAUUCUUCGAGAUGCUCUACGCGGGCUGGAAGCGCUACAUGAUCAGAACAUUGUUCACACUGAUAUCAAGGCAAAAAACAUCAUGAUUGACUGGGAGAAAGAAGCAGGAGAAACAGUCAUCCAUCGAGUUCAGCUUGCCGAUCUGGAGGAUAGUGCAAUUCUACCUCCCAACUGCAAUGUUCUUGGAAAAGCUGUGGGGAACUGGAUGUGGCGUAGUCCAGAAGCCCAUGCAGAAGCCCGGGUGAAUACAUCAUCCGAUAUUUUCUCUUUUGGGCUUGUUUGCAUAUGUGCAGUCUUCAAACAUGUCAUCCUUGCUGUAGACCCAAAGACUCUUCCAGAGGGCGUGGAAGCCCAAGCGAUUAUUCUACAGCGCCAACUCUCAUAUUUUGGGAACGAUGAGUCCGUCGCUGCGUUCUUAAAGCAUAUAGGUGAUGAGAAUCCUUGGGGCGCAGUUUUUAAUGUAUUGUGGAACGGGUGGGAUGAAACCACUCCUCGCGAGCCAUUUGCUCUAUGGAAAGGAGUUGAUCCUGUAUUUAAGGAUCUCAUUGCUGGGCUAACAGAUAUAGACCCUGGGAAGCGGCUCACUGCUAAUGCUGCUUUGUGCCACCCGUGGUUCCAGCUCGACGAGUAA